This is a messenger RNA of Symbiodinium natans, 624 nucleotides long. The record is from the annotation of a GenBank genome assembly. NCBI's taxonomy places the organism in Eukaryota, Dinophyceae, Suessiales, Symbiodiniaceae.
AUGUACUGGGACUGGGACACAGAAUGCGAAGAGAAACCUUCCGCUUCACCUGCAGCCAGCGCGGCCGGGGCCCAGCCAUCGCCGGCACCAGUCAGACUGGGCCAGCUGACUGUGGUCACCCUUGGCAGCUUCUCAAGUGCCAAGCCUGCACGCAGGGGCAGGGGUGAACGCGCAUGUCGCUCCCGGCCACGCCGACGGGCUUCAUGUUCGUCUUGCCAGUGUGCGGCCCCUGAUGCUUUUGCACCAGGUGCUUCUGGACCCUGCUUCAAGGGCUUUGCUUCCUUCCUCCGGACCAUUCUCUCGAUGUAUGCUUGCCGAUGCCAUCAAGAACCGAGGAUUAUCAAAGACACUCGUGCUGCCCGCUUCUCCGGCCUCUCGCAGCGAUUCACUGUGCGCUCGAUCGGGAGACUGCCUGCUCGGGUCCCUCAAGUCCCGGCUGCAUGCCUUCAGGAUACCCACAGGCCUGCACAGACACGGCAGCGGCUGAUGGCGCGCAUCGUGGACAACUCAGGAGGGCACGACACUGCAGUGGGGGAACUGCCUUCGACUCGGUUGUUGCGGCUGCAGCCUCUGCCACACCUGCAACGCCUGCUGUCCUGCAGCAGCAUCCAAGGAGAUCUGUGA